AUGAAGCCCAAGGCCCUCUUGUUGGGGCGCAUUGACCACGCCACGGCAUCGUGGCAGGCGCUCGCCGACCUCGCCGACCCCGUCGACCUCGUGACGACUGCCGCGACCUCCCGCGCCGAACUUCUUGCCGAGUGCCGCAGCGGCGCCCUCGACGGCGUCGUGGCCAUCUUUGACCGCGCGCCGCACAGCACGUCGACGACGGGCCCCUUCGACGAGGAGCUGAUUGGUGCGCUGCCGGCCAGCGUGCGGUUCCUGGCGCACAACGGCGCCGGCUACGACAACAUUGACGUGGCGGCGUGCACGCGGCGGCGCAUCCGGGUGUCCCACUGCCCGCGCGUGGUCGACGAGGCGACGGCGGACACGGCCGUGUUUCUGAUCCUGGCGGCGCUGCGCGAGUUCAACAACGGCAUCAUGGCCAUCCGGCAGGGCACGUGGACGGGGCUGCUGCCGCCGGAGCCGCUGGGGCGCGACCCGCGGGGCAAGGUGCUGGGGAUCCUGGGGCUCGGCGGCAUUGGGCGGUGUCUGCAGCGCAAGAUGGCCGCGUUCGGCAUGACCGAGGUUGUGUACCACAACCGGACACGCCUGCGGCCCGACGACGCGGGCGGUGCCGAGUACGUCAGCUUCGGCGAGCUGCUGGCGCGCAGCGACGUGCUGAGCCUCAACCUGCCCCUCAACGCGGGGACGCGCAACAUCGUCUCGACGGCCGCGUUCGCGCAGAUGAAGCGCGGCAUUGUGAUUGUGAACACGGCCCGGGGCGGCGUGCUGGACGAGGCGGCGCUGGUCGACGCGCUCGCCAAGGGCAUCGUGUCGUCGGUCGGGCUGGACGUCUACCAGAGCGAGCCCAACAUCCACCCGGCGCUGGUGGCCAACCCGCGCGUGUGCCUGCUGCCGCACAUGGGCACGUCGACGGUCGAGACCAAGACGCAGAUGGAGGAGCUGGCCAUUAGCAAUGUGCGGUCGGCGCUGACCACGGGCAAGCUGGUGACGCCGGUGCCCGAGCAGAGGCAUUUGGAUGCGCAGGAGACGUGA
Messenger RNA from Sporothrix brasiliensis 5110, 1029 nucleotides. Its product is annotated as glyoxylate reductase. The coding region runs from base 1 to 1029 and encodes 342 amino acids. Gene Ontology annotation, molecular function: hydroxypyruvate reductase [NAD(P)H] activity; glyoxylate reductase (NADPH) activity; NAD binding. Gene Ontology annotation, cellular component: cytosol. The record is from RefSeq and is a predicted model, not a curated record. Lineage: Eukaryota; Fungi; Ascomycota; Sordariomycetes; Ophiostomatales; Ophiostomataceae. The transcript is spliced from 2 exons.